This is a messenger RNA of Anthonomus grandis grandis, 1246 nucleotides long. Its product is annotated as glutathione S-transferase 1-like. The record is from RefSeq and is a predicted model, not a curated record. Bases 328 to 1056 code for a protein of 242 amino acids. Lineage: Eukaryota; Metazoa; Arthropoda; Insecta; Coleoptera; Curculionidae. Gene Ontology annotation, biological process: glutathione metabolic process. The transcript is spliced from 6 exons. Gene Ontology annotation, molecular function: glutathione transferase activity.
AUUAUGGUAUGCACUCACUUCUUAAUAACUCGAUUAGAAGAUCUUAUAAUUUAACAAAAUCUAAAUAAGAAGUUCUUAUCCAAUCCACCGUGCACGCAACUAGAUUCAGUUUCUUACAACAGAAAUUAAUUACAGACACUAAGAGUGUUUUUUGGUGAAAUUUUACUCUUUAUUAAAACCUCAAAUUCCCUAAUGUUGUAUCGUUCCGCGCCUAAUAAAUAAAUCUGUUGACAUUGGAGUUUGGCGGUUGAUACCCCAAAAACCCCUAAGGACUUCUGCGCUACAAGUUUACGACUUGACUAGACCUCAUUCAUCCUGGGUAAUUGUAUGGAGAACGAGGGCAUCGUGCCUGUAAGUAACGGAGUUAUAGAAUUCAACAUGGGUAGCAAACCUUUGGAUGUUUAUUAUUUUUCCCCAAGUCCGCCCUCCAGGGCAGCUUUGCUAUUAAUUAAAGCACUCGACUUGGAGCAUAAUAUUAAAAUUAUAAAUAUUAUGGCUGGGGACCAUAUGAAACCGGAUUUUUUGAAGUUGAAUCCCUUACACACAAUUCCGGUAAUAAACGAUAAUGGUUGGGUGCUUUAUGACAGUACGGUUAUAAUGAAAUAUUUGGUUGACCAAUAUGGAAAGGAUGAUUCUUUGUUUCCAAAGGAUCCUAAAAAAGGCGCUUUAGUUCUACAGCGGUGUUUAUUUACCGCAACUUACUUGUUUCCAAAGUUUGUAGAGUAUCAUGCACCAACAUUAUUCAGUGGUGCCACCCCAUCAGAGAAGUCCUUAAAGGUUUUGGAAGAAGUCUUACAAAACCUAAACAAUUUCCUUGAUAACCAAAUGUACGUGGCAGGCGAAAAUAUGACAAUUGCCGACUUUGGUACUAUAACCAUCAUAGCAACAAUUGAGGCCUGUGGAUCUGUUGACAUAACCCAGUAUCCCAAUAUAUGGCUGUGGUACCAGAGAUGCAAAAACACCAUGAAACCAUUUGGUUAUGAGGAAGUUAAUCAGGAGGGUGCUAAUAUAUUUGGACAGACAUACAAGAAACAACUUGCUGAGCAUAGUAAAUGAAUAAAUAUUAUUGUUAGUUAGUUAUCUUAUUUAGUUUUCCAAAAAUUGUUUGCAAGUGGGUUGUGAAAUAUUUUUAAUUUAGGUUUUUGGUUAAAAUAUUUGCCACUUUAUAGCAUUACACGCCGUUUAUUCCUGUUUGUCAACCACUUUGUAUUAUAGGCAAUAAAGAUGAAAUAAACUUUAAAAUUUA